AUGGACAAGGCGCCGUGCUACCUCGCCUGCCUCCUUCUCCUCGCCGUCGCCGCAGGUGUUUCAUCACAGGAUGCUCCCUGCGAAGUGGACCUCAAGGGCUUGCUUGAAGACAUGGAUCUGUCGUUUGCAGCGCAGGCAGUUGAAUUUGGCGAGAUAAAGCUGACCCAAACCGACAAGAAGACAUUGUUUGCCCCAAAGAAUGACGCCUUCCUGGCUGCAGUUGGUGUCCUGCCAGGGUUGCAGUUCACUACACUGUUGACCAACAUGGCCUUUGUUGGGGAGGUCAUUGAGUAUCACCUUGUGCCAGAAAGGCUGGUGGCCGCAGACCUGGAAAAUGACGCAGUCCUUGAAACGUUCAUUAAGGACAGGAGCAGCUGCGGCAACGACACCCUGACUGUCAAGAUAACAGACGACACAGUGUCCAUCGAGGGUGCCGUGACAACAGCCACUGUCGUUGAAGCGGACAUCGAGAUCUGUGAAAGCAUCAUCCAUAUUGUGGAUACAGUUCUGUUCCCCUGCCCUGAGAUCACUCCUAUUGACUUCGACCGCAGCCCCAAGCCGGAUGGCACAGCCGCGGCCCCAGCUGGAGAUAUGAUGGACUCAGGGACGGACGAAGAUCGUUGA
This is a messenger RNA of Ostreobium quekettii, 624 nucleotides long. Lineage: Eukaryota; Viridiplantae; Chlorophyta; Ulvophyceae; Bryopsidales; Ostreobiaceae. The record is from the annotation of a GenBank genome assembly.